AUCCAAGUGACAAAUUCGAAACGAGAUCUCAUCCGGGAUUGCGACGAUCAUUCACAAGUUUGUAAAUAGUAACGGCAUAAUUCUCAAAUCGCAAGAAAAUACGUUGAAAAGAUGGAUACGUACGAUGUAUUACAUUAAUUGAUCUCCCGUCGUUCGGAUGCGUAGCCGAAGGUGAAAACGUUCGUGUGUUACAAUCUUAUCUAUUUGUAUCUCCUUGGAAACAUAUCGACUCGUAUCGGGAACGCUGAUAACUUGAUAAAAUCUCGCCUUAUCUCUCGACGCGAGAAUAAAAAUGCGUACGUUACUUUUGACUGGUACAACGAAUUUUCUGAAAUGUGUUAUGCAGCUAGCUCGAAAGGUAGCACAAGAAUCGGAAGGAGAGAGGAAUUCACCGUGGAUCGAAGCUUCACGAUUUCUCGUGGCAGCUUCGUUUGUCCCGGUCGUUCGGCUAAUAUUUGAACUUUGUCCGACGCAAUUAACACUUUUCCUCGUCGCAAAAAGGACAAAAAUACUUGAGCGGUGACACUGUCGAGAAGAAAAUUUGUCACUAAGAAUUCAUACGUCGAAAGUUGACUCACGCUCCGAUAAUCGCGCGCCUUCCUAUAAUCCGUGUCGCAUUAAUUUCAAUGCUUCGUCUCAUUAGUAAGAUCGGCGCUAUUGUUCUCACAGCGUGAAGCGACAUGGAAGUUGAAUAAAAAUUAAAAUUCGAUAAAAACGUGGUAAAGAAGGAAAAAAGUGACGAAACACGGAAUCUAAACGGUCCUGGCUGCGACGGACGUAUCGCAGCUUUUGCGAUUGAACCUGUGACUCUCUAGGCCACCUAUUUAUAAGUACAAUAUUUGUUUAUCGAAGAAAUUUAUGAGUUUUCGCUCGCGUAUGAACGAUCUACGGGCUCUCUCUCUCGUGGACCUUCGAGUUUGAGAGCUACAUCGAAUCGUAACGGUCGAGUGAAGAUUAAAAAAAAAAGAAAUUGCUUCGUCAGUCUCAACGUUCUUGUUCGUGAAAAACGUUUUUCGAUAAUUAUUAUUCGGAAAUGAAGGGUCGACGAGUCGAAUGGAUUCUUCGUGGAGAAAAUAUCUGAGAUUUUGCUCGUGUCAUCACUCGUAAAUGUUUCGCAAAAAGGAUAAUCAAAAUCUUCGAACUAGCAGAGCAAGGAUUUUUCAAUGAAAUAUUUCUCGUCGAAUGGUAUGCCACUGAAUAUUGGAAUUUUGUGAAUAAUUAUUUUAUGAUGGACGGAAAACAGGCGGAAAAGGUAUUGUCAAUAUUGUAUUCGUCUGCUGUCAUUUUAUCAACGGUCUCGGUCGCAUCGUUGCUCAUCGCGUGGCAACAUUGGGCCUGGACACUCGAUUCGUGCAUCGACGUUUAUUGCGAAUGCAUCCUUUACGGAGUCAACACCUUCAGCACAUUUAUGGGCGGAGAUGUUAAACUCUGCCAUUUUGGUACUUACGGCCUUGCACCUAUCAUACUUGUGGGCUUGAUUUUGGCUUCUUAUCACGGUUACAGAACUUGCAUCGAUCGAAGUCUCGACAGACCUCGACGCGUUUCCCGAACCACGGCCUAUUGUAGUAGAAAUAGCAUCGACGGGACAGUCGUUAUAGUAACCUCCAAGGCAAGGACUCCCUGCAAGCAAUGGAUGCCAGCAGCAUUUUUAGCUGCCCUACUCUCCUGCUUGUCCUUAACACAUGCAGUGAUUCUGACCGAUGGAUAUUAUAGGACUUGCGAUCAGUACAGAAGAAAUCUUAUUCAGAUUCUUGGGUCGAGGGGUCGAGAAGUUCAGGUAAUUCAUAACCGCCUGAGUUGCGGUGCGAUUUUCGACUUUAUGGAUUAUCUUCAUCCGGAUACGAACAACUGGAUUCGCGGAGACGAGAUAAACACAGGUGUUUCGUUGCAGUUAGCCAUAGUGACGAGUUGGCUGAAUUUCACAACGCUUACGAUCAUUUGCAUAAUAAAUUUGAUAAUGGCACGAAAGAGGCAUAAAAGUUUAGGCGAAAAGUGGUGCUGCUGCUUCUGACAGGAAGACUGGUUAAUAAAUAAAGAGUCUGAUCGAUGCACACAUUUCUAAUUGAAUCACAGUACAAUACGAUUUUAUUUCAGCGCACUUCGCUGCUCUCUUUCUUUCUCCCUUUCAUUUCUUUUCGUUUUUUUACAAUUUAACGAUAAAGUACACUUCGUUAACAUCCUCGUUCGUUAAUGAACAAAGCACGUUGCAACUUAACAUACAUGAGCGAAGUUCGUUAGAAAAAAUAAUUCACAGAAAUAGACUCUCCGAGGGGAGAGCGCUUCAUUUUUUUGUAUUUUGUUAUUUUACUUAAGUUUCACAAUAAUUAUUUUAUUUUAUACGAAUAUAUUAAUUUCUCUCUGUUCUGCUUUGUCUUUCUCAUCUCAUCUUUUCUUCUUCUUAUUCUUUUAUCCUCAUUUUUUAUUCUUCUCGUAAUUAAUACCGUGCUAUGUAUAAUAUGUAUAAUUGUUAUAAAUCUCCAAGAAUAAUUACGAUCGCAAAUCCCAUUCGUUUACGAAUAGACUGUUCAACAACAAAAUACAA
Messenger RNA from Venturia canescens, 2542 nucleotides. RefSeq lists its product as uncharacterized. Lineage: Eukaryota; Metazoa; Arthropoda; Insecta; Hymenoptera; Ichneumonidae. The transcript has 4 exons. The coding region runs from base 1226 to 2011 and encodes 261 amino acids. The record is from RefSeq and is a predicted model, not a curated record.